AAAAGGAUAAAGUGGGUCCGUGGGAUAUCCCAAAAAGUGCUGUCAACAAAAUAUCUCGCCCUCACACUCUCAGAUAGCAGCUCACACUCAGAACGGCGGCGGCCAUUGACGGAGCUCUCACACUCAGACGGCAGCUUUCAGCCGGAGUACAGAGGUGAUCAAUGGCUAUACAGUUUGCAUUUGAAGAGUUGGAAUCUUACACAAACAGAUUUGAAACACUUCUUGGUGAAGGUGCAUUUUCUAAGGUAUAUCGUGGCAACAUACCUGGAAACAACCCACGCAAUCUCCCUGCGCAGUCGGUGGCAAUUAAAGUCUCCAACAACCCCGAGGAUCCACAGUUUGAGAAUGAACUGCAGUUCUUGCAACAAAUUCAGGGACAUCGAAACAUAAUCGGCUUGGUUGGAUGGUGCCAAACAGAGUCCAAAUUCUACAUAGUUCUAGAUCUUGCUUCUGGAGGGACACUUUCAAACAAUAUAGUUGGUUCAAGGGGAAAGGAGGAGUUAUGAUGGACUUGGUGGUAGAAUCGCUUUUGUGAUUGUAGGACUAGUCUGCAAUUAGUAGAUAUUGAAUGCUACCAUUUUCAUUAAUGUAAAUUAUUUGUUUGGGCAUGUUCGUGUGCUCAUUAAACUAACCUUAACACGUUGCUCUGUCUACCGUAUUGCUGUCUUUUUGAAUGGAUAGAACACCUGUUAGUAGCAU
Messenger RNA from Rhododendron vialii, 699 nucleotides. Its product is annotated as L-type lectin-domain containing receptor kinase IX.2-like. The coding region runs from base 162 to 506 and encodes 114 amino acids. Gene Ontology annotation, molecular function: ATP binding; protein kinase activity. Gene Ontology annotation, biological process: protein phosphorylation. Lineage: Eukaryota; Viridiplantae; Streptophyta; Magnoliopsida; Ericales; Ericaceae. The record is from RefSeq and is a predicted model, not a curated record. Gene Ontology annotation, cellular component: plasma membrane. The transcript is spliced from 4 exons.